AUGCUUGUGCCGCUCAUUGUGUCGUCGGUGGCUGCAGGCCUGCUGUCCGUCACGUCGUACUUUCCCUACAAGAACCACCUCAAGCUCCACGGCGACGCACUCGAUGCCAGCAGUUUAGGCUCCGACAACUACCGGCUCAACCUCGAGCAUUGCCAGCCCGUCUCAACACGGCUGCCCAACGAACCCGCAGGUCCGGUCGAGCCGUCGUUCUGCGAAGACAUCGUGCUCGAUCGUCGCACAGGCGUGGCCUACCUGAGCUGCGACCCGACUCGACUCACGUGGGAUGCGCGCGCAGGCAUCUACGAGGACGGAAGCGAUCGCCUGGCCUCGGAGCAAGGGACACCAGGCAUCUGGGCUUGGGAUACAAACAGGCGCAGUCUCCCCCGCAAGCUUUUCAUCUCCUCGCCGCCGCCGGAGUAUCCCAUCCAGGCUCCGGCUGACCUUCAGUCCACGUUCCAUCCGCUCGGCAUCGCUGUAACCCCAUCGCACCCCUACUUUGCCGAGGAAGCCGACGAGGGCGAGGAGCCCAGGCCGGAGCCACCGGCCAACCUCGUGCUUGUGGCCAACAAGCCGUACGCCGACCGUCCGGGCGUGGUGGACAUCUUUGUGCACGACCUCGACAAGGUCGGUGGUAAGGACCACACGACGCUGCGAUGGAUCAAGCGCGUGCAAGGAGACGAACUGAGCGGAAUGCAGCUCGACUGGGACACCCACUUCAAUGUCGAUCCUUUCCGCAUCACUGUGUUCGAGGAACAGUACUCGCAGCGCAUGGAUCGCCAUUACCCUGAACCGACAUACGUCAAAGAGGAUCCGGAGCAUCUGGCUGGCUUCCAAGACGAUGACCCCGCCAGAAUCGCAUUCAAGCACAUCCGCAUCCCGAGCUUCUUCAUCACCUCGCUGCCCGACCGUGCUGCCCAACCCACACCCGCUGCGGCUGUAGAGCGCUCGUCUGUAUUUUCGGCAAUGUGGCAGCCCAUCGCAUCGACUCUGUUCUCGCAGUACUCGCUCUCAGCCGACACGGUGUCGCGCAAGAUCUUCCUGCACCACUCGUCGAUCAACAAGACACUCGCCGUGCGUAUGGACGGUGGCGAUCCCGAUCUGUGGCAAGGUUUCCCGCCGCUCAUCCAGGCGUGGGACGGUGGUGGAAAGAAGACGGGCUCCAACUCGUCGGCCACGGCGCUCUUCGUGCCCUCGCUCACCUCGGAUGCGGCGAGGGUGCAGGAGUGGGAGCAGCACUGGGUGCGCGGCGUCGCAGGCGGCAUUCGCGAACACCGCGUCCACCUUAGCGAGACCACCCCCGAGGGCAAGGUGAACAACAUCCUUCAGCUGUUCAAGACCUACACACCUUCGUUUGUCAACUUUUUCUCCAUGGAUCACGAGACGCCCGUGCGCGCUCUCGUCGUCGAUCCGCACGGUCGAACCUGGACGGCGGGCAACCCGAACACGCGCUCGGUCGAGAGGUGGAUUGCAGCGCAGCGCAACGAACGACGCCGUCGACUCGGGUUGCCUCUUGCUGCUGGCGCGAGCCAGUCGCUGUCAAGUUCCGACCGUCCGCCCCGACCGGCAGCGAGGAUCGACCAGACCACAUGGGUGUUCCGCCACUUUGGCAGCGUGGUCGCGCAUCCGUGGCAGACGGACAAGCUCGCGCUCAAGAAGCAAAAGGGCGUCUGGCUCCGCAAGGAGUUCCACACCUUCAACGUGUUCAAGAGCCCCUCCGAGACCAAGGCCGAGAUCGAGGCGCGCACCGAAGACGAGCUUGUCAAGCGCGGCUUCCUCCCCACCGUGCCCACCGGAUUGGCCAUCGAUAUCCACAAGAAGAUGCUCUACGUCACGGGCGCCUACGAAGAGCGCGGCAUCGCCAUGUGCGCCCUCCCCGCCGACUGGGUAGAGGCUUGA
Messenger RNA from Moesziomyces aphidis, 1896 nucleotides. NCBI's taxonomy places the organism in Eukaryota, Fungi, Basidiomycota, Ustilaginomycetes, Ustilaginales, Ustilaginaceae. The record is from the annotation of a GenBank genome assembly.